GGAGCCACCUCAUUUCAACUCAGCUGGAUAAACCCAGGAGACCAUUUAUUUGGGUACACGAAAAGGCACUGUAUGCUGACGGGACAUCUGAGACAACCAACUGGAGCUAUGGGCAGGAAACAACGAACUCCCUCUGGACUCCACAAGCACUGUGAGAAAUGUUUCAACCGGUACUGCCAAGUUCCUGUUGAGCCUACAGUCUCUUGUGUAGUGAUCAGCUGCCGGUCUCGUUGCGGUGCUGCUUUUCAUGUGUGUAAAGAGGAUGAGCAUCAACUUCUGUGUCCCCUCGAACAAGUCUCAUGCGUCAACUCUGUUUAUGGCUGCCCUUUUACCAUGGCCCGUUUUAAAGUGGCAAAACAUCUCCAAGUCUGCCCUGCUAGUAUAGUUUCCUGUUCAAUGGAAUGGAAUCGUUGGCCAAAUGUGGAUUCUGAAGCCGUUCUGUGUCAGAACAUUAUGAAAGAGGAACUCAGUGAAGGGUGCCUGGAUGUGGCUCUAGCCUUGAGAGAUCAGAACAUUCUCUUUGAGUCGCUGAAAAUGGCUGAAUUUUUCCCAGAAUGCAGGGAGGCUUGCCCCAUGGAGGAAGAAGCACCUGAUGAUGUUGAGUACCACCCAGGAGAAGGAGCUGCUGGAAGUGGAGCUGGCCAAUCUGAAGCAAAUGAGGCUCAAGCAGCUGAGCUCAGCCAGCAAGAGCGUGAGAAUUUGGCAAAGGGCAAAGAAGGCAUAGAUUUAGUUGGUUACAAAGCUUGGGAAAACAUGUUUAGCAAGGAAUUUGAAGCAUGCAAAGUAACAGGCCUAUUGGCUGACAAUAAGAAAAGUGAAAAUGAGAGGAAGUGUCUGAAUACAGGACAGGCUUCUGGUGGCAAUGUGGAAGAAAAGCCACCAGAAACCACUAGUAGGGUAGGUGACACUGAAGAAACCCAAGCCCUUCCUCCUGUGAAUUUAGCAGCUGAAAAGACAGGCUUGGCUCCUUGGCAAGAUGGAGUAUUGGAGAAGCUGAAAGCGGAGGUUCCGAUAGCAGAUUAUAAUAUGUAUCUGGUGCAUCAUGGAAGGAUGCUCAUUCAUUUUGGUCAGUUGGCAGCUUGCACUCCCAGAGAGAAAGACUUUGUAUAUGGAAACCUGGAAGCUCAGGAAGUGAAGACUGUAAGUACCUUCAGACCACCAGUCAGCUAUUAUGGCAAACGGGCAUGCCUUGGGGAUCCUGUGGCACACAAGAAGCCAGAUAAGAGCAUAUCUGUGGAUACUUCAGAGUUAGGAAUAAAUCUGGAGGAUCUUCCUAAAUCCAAUGCCAUCAAAACUACCCUGCUGUGUGCUCUGGAGAAGGAACUAAAAGGGCAUGAGAUCUCUGAAUCAAAGAGUACUGAUGCUCUCUAUAUAGAUUUUGGAACACAGACGUACAACUUUGCCAUGGAGCCUUUCUCUUCCACAGAUGUUCUAGCAGACAUUCUAGAUGCAAAAGACCUACCAAACCUCUACUUGCAGCUUUGCAGUGAGAGUGUAACCCAAAGGCACAACAAAAGCAACUCUGCUUUCACGUUCUCUUGCAACCAUGUUUUCAGAAGAGAUGAGUUUCCUUCUCAUUUCAGGAAUGUUCACACUGAUAUCCAGUCCUGCCUAAAUGAAUGGUUCCAGCGUCGCUGUCCACUUGCUUACCUGGGGUGCACUUUUGUUCAAUAUCCCUGGCGCCCUUCUGGGGAAAAGUCAAAUGUUAUCUACAGCCAGCAUCUCAAGACAUUUGCUCUUAAGCCAGAUGUUGACCCGUUGCUUUCAGAAGCAAAGAAAUACAACUUGAGCAGAAAUCACAGAGGAAAAGAAAGGGAUGCUCUGAGCAGCCUUCCCUUGGAAAUCCUAAAGUACAUUGCUGGGUUUUUAGAUAGCUGCAGCUUGUCUCAGUUGGCUCAGGUGUCAGUACAGAUGAGGGACAUUUGUGCCACUCUGCUAAAAGAGAGAGGAAUGGUUUUUCUACAGUGGGAAAAGAAGAGAUAUUCUCAUGGAGGCACUUCUUGGAGAGUCCGCAGAAAGAUCUGGAAAUUUAGCAGCCUGUUCUCCACGGUUAACAGUUGGCAGUUCAGUGACAUCCCUUCGAUGGCUGUACAUUUAAAGACCUGCCCUUUCUAUGAGGUGGAGCAGAAGAAGGACCCUGUUUUGCUGACUAGCAUGUUUUCACAUCAAGAGCCGAUACAAGAGAGUUUGUUCUCUGCAUUCAGACAUGGUCCUGGUCCAAAGAAACAUCAGAGAAGGCUGCAUUGAAUUUGAGAGGGAGACUUUUUUUUUAUCUGGAAAAACGCAUCAGAACUUUCGCAGUUUUCUCUGAAGUGGAGUUUUAGGCUGGAAGCCCUAAACUAGUGGCCCUAAAAAAAACCUGAGGGUGCAAUCCAGAAUUGUUCAAAUCAGUAGAAACUUUACUCCUAACAUCAACAGAAGGGUAAUAUUUAAAAACAACUCAAUAUAUAUUUUUUAUUUCAACUCAACAUAUUUUUAAAUUUCAAUCAGCUUUUUAUCAAUUGUUGGGUCUUACCACUCAUUUUAAAGAGUAAAAGAUGGAUUUUAAGUUAAUGAUGUUUAUAUAUUGCCUUGUGAGGGCAAUUGCACUGAAAGGUGUCUAAUCUAAAAAUAUAUUUUUGUAAACUGUCACAUGUGGGGGUGAGACACAGUGGUAGGAUGGCAGGCAAGUGAGGCGAAGGAGUAAAGGCAGGAAGGAUGAGAAGCAAGCAGGAAGGCAGGUGAGUGAGCGGGCAGCAGCGACAACACUGGAGGCAGGUAAGUAGUUGAGGCGGAGUGAUGGCAGCAGCCUCAGCAGGCAGGAGGAUGGUAAGCUGUCUAAACGGGGUGGUGGCAACAAGUGCCUGGUGUGCUGUUUGGAGAGUUGCCUGGCGAGGGGGGGGGACAUUUUGUGAGUUGCUGGAGGGGCAGUUUUGGGACUUGUCUGUUAUGUCUGUGUGUGUUUGGCAGUCCCUGGUAUGUCUGUGUGUUUACAUGAGUGUGUUCGGGAGGCCCUAUGUGUGUAUGUGUGUGGGCUUGGAGCACAAAGUGCAAAGGGGCUUGAGUGGUCCCUUAGGCACCAGCCUGCCCCGGGCCUGCAACACCAUAGCCCAACACCCCCCUCCCCGAUUAGGGUUGCCAGGUCAGAAUCAACCCAAACCCUGAGAUUUCAGAGCCCUAGUGAUGUCAUAGGGUGAGGCCCUAGUGAUGUCACAGGUUGGGCCCUAGUGAUGUCAUUAAGCAUGAAACAUUAAACAUCAACCACAGUUGCUUGGAGCAUACCACUCAAACAAACAAAAAUCUUGGAUUGGAAAUUAAGAUUAGCUAAAUGAGGGUGUCCUCAGGUCCAGCUGAAGUGAUGGGAUCAUCCCUUCUCACCUGCUUAGAGAGACCGGGUAAGAAACAUUUAAUCUAGCCUACUUGCUUCUUGAAAGAAGGGUUUAAGUGCCCUCAGGCCAGUCACCAGAAGGCCGCUGUAGGAGGAAGGAACCCGAGUGUUGUGGAGAUGUUAGAUGGGAGCACUCAGGAGUAAAGAUGGAUGCCCAUGGAGGCUGCAACUCUAAGCGCAUUUAUUACGGGACUAAACCCCAUAGGACUUACAUCUGAGUAGAUAUGGUUAGGAUUGUGCUGCUCAUAAGGCUUAAUUAGGGAUUCUCUGCAAAGAUACCCAUAUCAAAGCCUUUUAAUGUGGCUGCUUCAAACUUGCUUGCAGACUUGACCCUUUACUGCAGAGAGAAGUUUGAGAAAUGAGUAAGAGUUAGGAAGAUUCUCUACCCUUUUCUGCCUACCCUGUAGGCUGCCAUGGGCUUCUAUAAAUUCACUUUGACAGCCAACCAAAUUCCAGUGAGUAAUAAAUGACAGAGAAAAUGCACGUGGUUUGGCCUACUCUCAAGGGCAGUUGCACACUUCCCAGUAUGUGAAUUCUCUUUUACCACUAUUGGACAAGAAACAAACUGCCAUGCAACAAACAAGGUGCAUCAUCAGUGGGUAUAAGGGGGUUGAGCUAAGCGCAUAGAACCACUGUUGUUGCUUCUAUGGAUAUAAGGGAGUGAUGUCAGAGGUAAAUGAAAUGCAGAUAGAGAAAGAAAAGCAAAAGGCAGUGAUGAUUUCCUAAAUGCAAUACCAUACCAACCACAACAGGAUUCCUUUGAGUAAGGCAGAAAACUCAGCAUCCCACAACCAGUCAAGUUUCCUAUCCAAAACUAAAAAAAUCCUGGCAGCCGGUCAACCAAGGUUACAGAAAUCCCCAUGCAGCACCACUUGAUUCAAGGGCUACAGUUAGUGCAGAAUGCUGUGGCGUGAUUCCUGACAUAAGACCCUGUCAGCACGUAAUACCUCUGCUCUGAAAUCUGUACUGGUUGCCAAUAUGAUACCAGGCCAAGUUCAAUGUGUGCUUUCCAUGUUACAAGUGCCACAUAGUACUUGUUCUGCUCUUGUAAGAAAUCAAUCCUUCGGUGUGGCUGUACCUACACGUUGGAACUCCCUGCCUAUUGACAUUAGGCAGACACUUUCAUUGUACUCUUUUUGGCACCUGCUAAAAACAUUUUUGUUUAGGCAAGCCUACCCAGGCAGGUAGAAGCUAUUGUGUUUUUUUAUCUGUUUUUAACUCAUUGUUCUGCUCUUGUAAGAAAUCAGUCCUGUAAGGUGGCAGCACCUACACUUUGGAACACCUUGCCUAUUGACAUUAGGCAGACGCCUCUUUUCAGCACCUGCUAAAAUCAUUUUUGUUUAGGCAAGUCUAUCCAGCCAUGUAGAAGCUAUUGUGUUUUUAAAUCUGUUUUUAACUCAUUGUUGGUUUUAUUACUUUGAAUGUUUAAGAAUACCUGUCUAACUGCUUUUGCCAAUAAUUGCAUUGUUUUAAUUCCUUCUGUAAAUCGCUUUGAUUUUUUUUUUUUUACAAUAAAGAGCUAUAUGAAUGUAAUAAAUAAAAUAUAUAAAUAAAUUUCA
Messenger RNA from Rhineura floridana, 4926 nucleotides. RefSeq names its product F-box protein 40 (gene FBXO40). The record is from RefSeq and is a predicted model, not a curated record. Bases 73 to 2247 code for a protein of 724 amino acids. Lineage: Eukaryota; Metazoa; Chordata; Lepidosauria; Squamata; Rhineuridae. Gene Ontology annotation, molecular function: zinc ion binding; protein binding; ubiquitin protein ligase activity. The transcript is spliced from 4 exons. Gene Ontology annotation, cellular component: cytoplasm.